UGCCAGUGUUUGAAAAUGGCGACGGGUGGAAGGUUUGCUACAUCACAAACCGACGCUUCUGACGCGUUAUAUGAUUUUCCAUGUAGUCCUAGUGCCAAGGAUGGAAAGAAUGUGGAAGCAAUGUUUCAGUGUAUGGAUUGUCAGAUAUUUUAUUGUCACACAUGUGUGACAGGUCACAACAAGUUCACUGAAAACCAUAACGUAGUGGACAAGUCUUCGAAAUUAUUCGAUCAAGGUCAAGGUAAAAGGUACUUGAAGUCAUUUUCAUCAAGUGAGUUGCCGUCGAAUUUAUGCGAGGAGCAUCAGGGAGAAGUGAUCAAGUUGUUCUGUGGUCAACAUGAUGUAGUUUGUUGCACGGUCUGCGUUGCUGUGAAACAUAGAUCCUGUACAGACGUAGAAUAUAUCCCUAACAUUGCCAACAGACUUUUGGAGAAACAGGGGAAAGACAAAACGAAAUUAGCUCUCGAGAAAGUGAAAGAUGAUUUGCAGAACCUAAAGUCAAAAAAGCAGAGGGAAUUGGAGGAGCUGAAUGUGCAACGCGAUGGUAUAAUUGAUGACAUAGAGAAGUUUAAGAGGGACCUAAUAGCCCAAAUUGAAGAUUUGGAAACAAAUACAAUAAAGGAGGUACAGGACAAGUAUAAAGAGAUUGAAGGCGAAAUAAAUACCAGCAGCAAGAAAAUUAAUGGCAUAUUGAAAGAUGUGGAAGAGCACAUUGGCAGGCUUUAUCAAUUCGAAAGUAAUAAUGAAGCCCAGCUUUUUGUAGCCAUUAAGAUUGGAGAAAAGAAGAUUUCAGACGGAAAUGAUUGCGUCAGACAAGCUACUGCCAAAAAAUCGAAACGUUGGAAUUUGAGAUGAACAGAAACAUAAGGGGUUGUCUCAAAGAGGUGCAGUCUCUUGGUAAACUAUCACUCCAGAUUUCGGAGAAUAAUAUUGGUCCUAAACAAAGUUUAUCAUAUAGAGAAACUGAGGUUGAUGACCAAGUACCAGGUAGUAAGCAUAUGACACUUCAAAGAAAAAAAUGUUUCAGAAAAGGCCCGUCAAGCAUGCACACAAGCUGGAGCUAAGUAAACUGAACCUUAAAACAUAUUUUUGACAAUUAUAUUAUCAAAAGAUUCUGUUGAUUGCUUCAUAUCUGCGUUUGGGAAUAUUAUCACAGUUGUGGUAACAGAUAUUACAUUUGAAAUCUACCUACAAUAAUAUGUUUGACAAUUUCUCGUUUCAAUGACUUUCUUUGAGUCAAAGUAAGGCAGAUGUAGAGGAACAAAACUAUGGUUCGGUUGAGGGUGUUAGCGUCUUUUAAACAUUUUAGUCAUGAAACUAAUGGUGUCUACUUGUACCGGUGAACUUAAUGUUAUACUGUAUAGUACUGCUUAACUGGAAUUAUAUCAUUUCGUAGACAUGUGAUAUUAUACCCUAUCCUGUUACAUUAUAUUGACAGCUGGCUGACCGGUUGUAGAACUUUCCUGCUAAUGCUUAGCACUAAUCGAGGCACUUAUUACCACUAUUUUCCAUAUCUUUGUUUCAACAUUAUUUUGAUAUUGUUGAGGUAGGUAAAUUUCGUAACUCUUUAAUCAAAUUAGGAAUGUCGUCUCAAAGGCUACAUAUCGAAAUUGGACGUCGAACUUAACCAAAUGCUACACCUAUAGGUGAUAGAAAAUGUACUGUAUGCAAAGAUUCAGAGGAUGAGUUCCAUUUAGUAUUAGAAUGUCAAAUAUAUAAUUAAAUGACCUUAGAACUCAGUUAAUACCGAAUAUGUAUAAGUUACGUCCAAAUAUGACUACUGAAUAAAGAAAAUGUUGAAGUUCAGAAAAAUCUGGCAAAAUAUGUAUAUUUUACCUUUGAAACAGCUAAUAUUUUAAUUUUUACAGAUUUGUGCAAAACGUACAUGUUUAUAGUAUUAAUUUAUGUUUAAGUUAAGUGUGUAUUUUGUUGUUUCGUAUGUUCAUACAUUGUUAAGGGUAACUCCAAUAUUACAAACUAUGAUUAUCUCGAAUCUCACUCUUCUGACAUAUAUGUAAAAAGGCAAAUAAUUCGGGCAUUAUCAGCUUAAUAUAUAUUCUGAUUGUUUGUAAAUCGUUUUGUUAAGAUCAGUCAGUCUUUGGCUUGAACUAGUACAUUUUACUAGAAGCUUACAUUAAAUGGUACUGUCUUCGAAGAAAAAGUUGUUUGAGAUGACCUGUUCGACAAUUUAACAGUGCAACUUAGGAAUGUGGAUCAAUUAGAUAAGUAAAUUGUAUUUGCGUUUUUGUCCGUAACAUGGUUUGUAGUUGUACUGUUUAACGGAUAAAUUCCACAGUUUAUAUAAGACAGUUCAGCAUUAGACUGCUGUCUACUCUGCUGGUUUUGGUAUAUAUAGUUAUUUAUUCUUUUGCUCAAGUCAUUUGUAAUUUGUGUGCCAUUUAGUUUAAGUGGUAAAUAGCGAUCUGACUUCAAUCGUCGUUCAUGCUGAAAGGAGUUUGGGUGGGUCGAUGUAAAAAUAUUGCAUCUUUGGCGGUUUUUAUUGACCCACCUUUGCUUUCAAAUAAUUUGAAUUAGAUAGACACCAUUUAAAUUUGAAUAACAGCUUCUUUUGAGGUCUGAUGUUAAUGCACGUCAGUUUAAGAAAUUAAAAAUGACAGUUUCCGCACACAUUAUGUUACUCUGUUUUUCUGCAUCUAAAGCAAAUUGACAUACUCCUUGCAACCAUUGUAAGUAAUUGUAUGUUGAUUUUGUUUAGAAUAUGUUAAACAUCACAGUAAUGCCCUGUCCAACUGACUCAGCUGAACAGGUACUUUCCUCGAAGAAAAAGUUGUUUGGGUUGACCUGUUGGACAGUUUAACAAUUCAGUCUACUGUCAUGUGUCGUACUUACUAAACAUCCCUCUUAGUCGGGCCCUAUUUAUCACAGUGUGGGGAUUGUAUGGAACCGCUGCGUGAUCUGAUAAGUGACCUUAAUACGGCGCGUGAUAGGGCAGUAACGCGUGAUUGUGUCAGUUACCAUUUUAGAUGUGAUGAUUUAAAUAACAGCUUCUUUUGUUUUCUGAUAUAAAUGCAUCUCAUUUUAAGAAAUUAAAAAUGACAGUUUUCAUUCACAUUGUAUGUAAUAUAACAGGGUUUGGGAGAUUCUGUUUUCUUCAUAAAUCAUUUGUUAAUAUGUUACGGAGACAGAUGAUAAGCUCUAAUGCUUGAAUUAAAGAAAUAUUCUAUUCUGUUCUGUUCUAUAUAUUUACUACAAAGAUAUGUAGUUUUCUGUAUCAGCUGUCAAACCUGUCACAAAACAUGUAUCCUAAGUUUUAAACAGGUAUACUUAGUUGUUUAUAUCAUUUACUUAUGAAUUGUUGUAUUAAUACGCUAUGUUACAUGAGUUACUCCGUUUUACUGCAUCCAAAGCAAAUAAACAUACUCAUUGCAGCAAGUGUUAGUAAUCACUUAUUGUUAUUUGUUGAGAAUAUGUUAAACAUCACAGUUAUGAAUUGACUCAAUUAAAAAUUUACACGAUGCUGAAAAAUCUCAUCAAAACUAUGAUACUAGUCAUGGCAAUAUCAAACUUGUAUGUCCAUUCUCCAUUUAAAUUUGAUAGUAGUCAAAAUAUGCUAUGAAUGUUUGCCGUGU
Molecule: messenger RNA, 3590 nt
Organism: Mercenaria mercenaria
Lineage: Eukaryota; Metazoa; Mollusca; Bivalvia; Venerida; Veneridae
Product: E3 ubiquitin-protein ligase Midline-1-like
Exons: 3
Coding region: 16-855 (279 amino acids)
Biological process (GO): positive regulation of DNA-templated transcription
Cellular component (GO): chromatin; nucleoplasm
Molecular function (GO): ubiquitin-protein transferase activity; zinc ion binding
Source: RefSeq, a predicted model, not a curated record